GGUAAACUUAUAGUUUCCUAUACCGUGAUGUUUGAAGCACUACGACCUCCUUGGCACCCCUUACCGCAUAACGCGCCAAUCAGACGUGUCCGUAAUAUUCGUGGCAGACCAUUAUACGAUGCCCCCAAAAAACCCAUGACUCCCCUAGGACUCCCACAAGGCUCUGCAAGUAAGCUAUUACUUGGAUCAAGAGAUCCGCCUCCACCCCUUCCCGAAAUUAUGGACAUCGACCUGCCAUGUGAUGCUGCGUUGCUGUGAAGUGAAUGUGAGGCACAGUCGGAAAGGCACAGAACGGAUAAGUGUGAGUGAAUGGGGGUGUGUGUGUGUUUGUACGUCAAGACUUGACAAGGCUUACUACCUAGGACCUAGGUCCCCUUGGAACAACAACGAGAAUCUGCCAAGUCAUAUUCCUCGCUAUACCGGCAAUGUCUCGACAAACUGCCAACAUGUCACUCAUUUUUAUACUACUUCACUGUCUCAGCUUCAUCUCCCUCGGUUUAGCUAGGCCUCUCCAUCCUGCUCAUCCCCUUCACGAAACAAGGGCGGUAGGACCUAGGGGUGAGCUAAGGGAGGCCUUCACAUGGAGGUCGAUCAGGAAUAAACUUCACCUCACCUACCGAGACACCAGGGUAACUUUCAACGAGAUCGGUGCUUCCUUCACUCUCGGCGAUAAGGAAAGCCAGCUAUCACCCGGAGGGACGUACCCUCGCCUUACUAGGCUCGCGGACGGCGGCAUCCUCGCGGCGUCGGCUUAUACCGCCAAUGGCUUACGAACCAUUAGAGUUACCAGGAGCGACGAUGACGGCGCAACAUUCAAAGAAAUCGGCACUAUCGCCCAGGGCCCCGGGGACUUGGAUAACGCAUUCCUGAUUCAACUUCCGUCCGGAACCAUCAUUGCCGCCUUCCGCAACCACGACAAGGAUGCUAAUGGCCGCCUUAAGUAUUUCCGUAUCACCGUCUGUAAGAGUAAUGACGGCGGUCGCACAUGGGUUUUCUUGGCUCAGGCUGCGGAACAUGCCGCUGACGCUUCGGGUUUCAACGGACUAUGGGAACCCUUUAUCCGGAUCGGAAAGGACGGCGCACUCCAGUUGACAUACUCCGGCGAGCUGAGCCAGACCAACCAGGAGACAUUCCGCACUCUGUCACACGAUGGUGGAGCGACAUGGUCUACACCGGUUAACCUAAGGUUACACGGCGCGGAUCAGCAGUUCCGAGAUGGUAUGCAGGGAAUUGCUGCCAUCAAAGACACCAACGGCCAAGAUGCUCUAGUCAUGGUCUUCGAAGUCAAGGACGGCCCGAACUUUCACCUCGGAACCGUGAUUUCGUACGACGACGGUAACACAUGGGGCAGGCGAAACGUCAUCUACCGACCCAGCCAGCACAACGCCGGAGCGCCGCAGAUCGCUACUCUCGGGAAAGGUCUUGCUGUGGUCUUCAUGACCGACGAGGACUUGCCUACCAACCAGCUGGAUUGGGCGAACAAGGCCGAUAUCAAGAUGAUCUUUUCUUCGGAGCUUAACAAUGGCAACCUCAAGUGGACCAGCCAGACGUUACACAUCUCGGAGGACAGCUCGUACUGGCCCGGUACCUUCAAGCGAGGAAACAACAACAUCAUGGCUGUCUACGAGCGCGGAGGUGUUCCUCACGGAAGAAUCAUCACGAGCGUUUAAAGACCUCGGGAAUAGCAUAUACAACACUGGAAAUGCAUUGGUCAGGGGAGGCUCAUUGAAUUAUACUUAUUGGGAGUAAUGGUUAUCGUUCAUGAUAAUCCUUGGCAUUACGGUUACUUCAGAUAUCAUAGGGGUAUUGCGAAGAGGCUUCAGGCUUGAACACAUUUGCAACAGCAUACACCAUGGCGGUCGUAUCUAGACAAUGGCUUUGGAAACAAGGCUAGCCGAACUAGCGAGGACACCAAUUGUAUAUACCUCUAAACACACAUAAAACAGAAUUGAGCACAUAUUGUUAG
Messenger RNA from Daldinia vernicosa, 1966 nucleotides. RefSeq names its product glycoside hydrolase family 93 protein. Bases 426 to 1670 code for a protein of 414 amino acids. The transcript is spliced from 2 exons. Lineage: Eukaryota; Fungi; Ascomycota; Sordariomycetes; Xylariales; Hypoxylaceae. The record is from RefSeq and is a predicted model, not a curated record.